GUAAAUGUCAUAUGUUGAUGUCAGAUGUGUGCUGUUCGGGUCCGAGGGGCGGAGACUCGCCACAGAGCCGCAGAUCUCCGGAGAUCUCGUGAGGACUGAACGCGCUCGGAACGACAGAUGCUCUCUAGCGCCUCCUUCAGAUCAUCAUGAGUCCAAACGCCUCGGCCCUGCUGCUGGUCACAGCCCUGCUGCACACACACCUGUGUCGAGCUGAAGACGCGCUCGUGGCGGCCAUGAUGAUGUCAGCGGAGCAGGUGAGCGAUAUCCCAGAAUCCUCUGCGGACCUGAGCGUGACGCGCAAGCAGAUCCUUUCGGCUCAGUUCGAGUGUUACCUGAAGAUCAUAUACGACCCGCCGCGCGCAGACCCGGGCCCUUACUGUAACCGGACCUGGGAUGGUUGGCUAUGUUGGGAAGACUCCGCCCCCGGCACGGCUGUCCAGCUAUGCCCCUCCUACUUUCAGGACUUUGAUCCAGCCGAGAAAGUGACCAAAGUGUGUGACUCGGACGGCCAGUGGUUUCAUCAUCCGGAGAGCAACCGUCUGUGGACUAACUACACUCAGUGUCUGGAGUACACCAAACAGAAGCUCGAGCUCAUGUCGGUGAGCUACUAUCUGGUGAUAGUGGGACACGUUCUGUCCAUCGUAUCUCUGCUCGUCUCCAUCUGCAUCUUCUCAUACUUCAAGUGUUUGAGCUGCCAGAGAAUCACUCUUCAUAAAAACAUGUUCACCUCCUUCAUCCUGAACUCGUUCGCCACCAUCGCCUGGUUCUACUUCAUCGGGGAUGACCGGACCAAAACCGUCUCGUCUCAGGUCGGCUGUAAGCUGCUGGUCAGCAUCAUGCACUACACGUCCUGCUCCAACUACUUCUGGAUGCUGUGUGAAGGCAUCUAUCUGCACACACUCAUCAUCGUGGCUGUGUUUGUGGGAGAGCAGCAGCUCGGCUGGUAUUACCUCCUCGGCUGGGGUUUUCCGGUGAUCCCUGCUGUCCUUCACGCUGUGGCUCGUCUGCUGUUCCACGACGACAGGUGUUGGAUCAUGAACACAAACCUGCUCUACAUCGUGCACAGCCCCAUACAAGUCGCUCUGCUGGUGAACCUGUUCUUUCUGCUGAACAUCGUGCGGGUGUUGAUCACCAAACUGCGGGUCACUCACUGCAUCGAGAGUAAUGUCUACAUGAAGGCGGUCCGGGCCACCAUCAUCCUGGUUCCUCUGCUGGGCGCUCAUUUCAUCCUGGUGCCUCUGGUUCCCAGCGGACGCGUCUCCAUCGCCGUCUACGAGUUCUUCAUGAACGUCUUCGCGCACUUCCAGGGUUUCCUGGUGGCGGUCAUUUUCUGCUUCUGCAAUGGAGAGGUUCAGGCUGCGCUGCGGCUCAAGUUUGCUCAAUGCCGUGGUCAGUGGAAGCGCCAGCAUCUGGUGACCAAUGACUCUCACUGUAACUACCACACCAACUCGUCCAUCACCGAGACCAGCCGUGUCACCAUCGGCCUCGAGCAUGCUCCAAACGGCCAGAGCAAUGGCAGCGUCCACUACAGCCACGGGUCCAAGAGCUGCGACGCCCUCGAGUCCACCGAAAUAUGACCGUCCGUCUCAGCAUACGCUAUAACAUCACUUGCACGCAGCUCCUAACGUUCAUAUUAAAGGGGUACUCCACCCCAAUAUAAACAGUUUGGUCAUCAGUCGCCUGCCUCCAUGUCGUUCCAAACCCAUAAAAGCUUCGUUCGUCUUCAGAACGCAAUUUAGGAUCGUUUUGAUGAACGCCGGGAGGCUUUAACUACAAUUACUGCUGUCAUGGUCCAGAAAAGUAUGAAAGACUGCCAUCAGUGGUUCAAGCUGAAUGUUGCGAA
Puntigrus tetrazona (Sumatra barb) is the source of this 1843-nucleotide messenger RNA. It is a transcript of the gene calcrl2, whose product is annotated as calcitonin receptor-like 2. Lineage: Eukaryota; Metazoa; Chordata; Actinopteri; Cypriniformes; Cyprinidae. The transcript is spliced from 13 exons. Bases 147 to 1577 code for a protein of 476 amino acids. Gene Ontology annotation, molecular function: calcitonin receptor activity; calcitonin gene-related peptide receptor activity; adrenomedullin receptor activity. Gene Ontology annotation, cellular component: plasma membrane. The record is from RefSeq and is a predicted model, not a curated record. Gene Ontology annotation, biological process: adenylate cyclase-activating G protein-coupled receptor signaling pathway; cell surface receptor signaling pathway; angiogenesis.